AUGCCCCCUCGACAAUCUGGACGAGCGCCAGCCCCGGUUCCCCUAGCAUAGUGGGUCACCAACCCGGGGCACUACAGAGCUAACAGCUACCCUGAGAGCACUCGCCUUAACCCUUGGGUUUGGAAUAAAGGAGUCAAUGUGUUAUAUAUUUGCCAGCGGAACGGGAUGGCGUUCUCUUAUAGCUUGCCGAGCAACGCUGCAUUCGUUAAUGACUCGGAGAGCUUGAACCAUUCGGACAUUAGUAGUGGGCGGUGCCUCAGGCAGAUGGUACUUCCGCCGUAAGGACCUUUCCGAGCGGUAGUGUGGAUGUGACACCUAAUACUAAAUCGAAGGCUACGCAUGCAUUGCAAUGUUUUGCGGGGAACUCAGUUUGGGAAGUUUCCCGAGUAUGGGCCAAAUAAUUAUAAGAUUAGUGUUGUGAAUCGAACCAGCGGGGGUGAUUGCAGCCACUAAUCUAAAGGGUUAGGAAACUAACUUUUCCUAAUGUACUAUGACUUAUAUAGUAUGGUGGUGGGUACGGACCCACGUUCACCGCAUUCUUCAUGAAGUAUAAAGAGAAGAUUAGGAAUGCGGAUAUGGAAUACGAAGGUGCGGUGGAUUUACACCCUGAUAAUCUCUGAACUGUCAACGGUUGGUAAAUGAUGUACCCUCUAAACUUUCGUCGCUACCUAUCCUUCAGCAUCGGAAUCCUCACCCGUGAGUUCGGAUAUCCCGAGAUUACCCAUAACAAGGCCUAUGGCCUCCAAUUUGUCACUGAAGCCCAAUAGGGGUCACCAUUUCAAUGUUUUCGCCAUUCUAAUGGCUACAAAAGCUGGAUGCCAGUAUGCCAAAGGCUGGAAAGAACCUGAUUCAGGUAACAUUGGUAAUGCUGGGCAAGUCAACAAAUCCUAUCGUUUUACUGGCUAUUUUGCCCUAAAUGGCUCGAGAGUGUAA
Molecule: messenger RNA, 933 nt
Organism: Tuber aestivum (summer truffle)
Lineage: Eukaryota; Fungi; Ascomycota; Pezizomycetes; Pezizales; Tuberaceae
Source: the annotation of a GenBank genome assembly